Neocloeon triangulifer is the source of this 977-nucleotide messenger RNA. RefSeq names its product cuticle protein 79-like. Bases 118 to 738 code for a protein of 206 amino acids. The record is from RefSeq and is a predicted model, not a curated record. The transcript has 2 exons. NCBI's taxonomy places the organism in Eukaryota, Metazoa, Arthropoda, Insecta, Ephemeroptera, Baetidae.
AACUAGUUGGUUAUUUUUGGCCACUGUAUAAAUUCGCAAAAGUACCCGACAGUAUAAAAAGAGAGCAAGUUGGCAGAGGUUCAAUCACUUUCUUUCGAGCCGCACACGAGCCGGAUCAUGAGGACCUUUGUGUGCGUUUUGUUAGCGGCCGUUGUGGUCAGUGCCUCGCAGGAGGCCGCAGCCCCUGCUGCAGCUGAGAAGGGAAAGCAAGGCGCCGCCGACCUGGGCACUGCAAGUUUGGGACUUGAAGGCCUCUCGCUCGGCUCUGGAAUUGGCCUCGGAGGCUACUCGGGCUUGGGACUCGGCGGUCUGGGCGGCUACUCCGGUCUAGGACUUGGGGGUCUUGGAGGCCACUCUGGACUGGGCAUCGACAACAUUGGCGGUCUUGGUUAUGGAGGCCUUGGUUUGGGCUCUGGUCUUGGUCUGCACAGCUCACUGCCCGUCACAAUCACUCGCACCGUGGCCGUACCCCAUCCGGUUCCUGUUCCAGUUGUGAAGACAGUGGCUGUUCCUGUUGUAAAGACUGUGGCCGUUCCGGUCCCCAUUGUUCGCCAUGUACCUGUUCCCAUUGUGAAGCACGUUCCCGUUCCUGUUGCCACCCCGAUUAAGGGUGGAUACUACGGCUAUGGACAGGGAGGUGCCCACUCUCUCGGACUGGGAGCCUCAUCUUUGGGUCUUGGAGGGUAUAGCAGUGGAUACGGCACGGGUAACUUGGGUUUGGGAUAUGGCAAGCUGUGAUUUAAUUUUGCAAUAUUAUGUAAAUAAGAUAAACGUUACUAUAUUUUUUUAGUAAUUCACUAUUUCAUUUUAUGUUUCUCAUGGAAAAAUUAUUGGACCUGUUAACUGUAAAGAGAUUACGAUAUUUUGCUAUUUUCUGCUGAAGUUUAAUAUAAAAGAGAACACAAUGCAUAUGCACAUGGAUCUUUUUUACAAAUUCUGUGUAAAACUGAAAAAAUAAAAAAAAUUAUAAAAAAAUA